Molecule: messenger RNA, 1578 nt
Organism: Symbiodinium necroappetens
Lineage: Eukaryota; Dinophyceae; Suessiales; Symbiodiniaceae
Source: the annotation of a GenBank genome assembly
AUGCGUCGCGGACCAGACAUGGGCAGACCUUCCCUUGCCUCCCGCCAAAGUGUAUUGCAUGCCUUCACACAGGUGUUUAUCGACGACGAGUGGCUCUUACAAGGGGUUUGGUUCAACCUGCUCACUACACUGGGCUGCGUGCAUUCCAUGAUGUUCGGUACGUUUCAUAUGGAUUUCUUCAUGCAGCGAGGCCUUACUGCCCUGGAGGUCGCAGCGGUGCACAGUUUCUUUUCGGUCUGGAACCCUUUGAACGACAUCUUUGCGGGUUUGUUGGUGGACGAGUGGGUGCAGCGAGGCUUCGGCUCUCGGCUUCAGCUCGCAUUUUGGGCCCACGUCGGCUACGCGGUGGCCUCCUGGUUCGCGUUUCAGGAUCUCUCUUUGCCCGUUUGGCUCCACUACGCCCUGGCCAUCAGCUCCUCAGAUGGUUUUGCGGCCGUGGCAAGCGCUGUCAACGGCCUUGUGAUCAUCGAGCAGACAGAGGAAGAUCGCCAGAGGAUCCAGAUCCAGCGGAUCAAUUCCAUUUUCGGCUGCUGCGAGUGGCUUGUCAUGGCUUGUGCCUACUUUCUCUGGGAUGCAAGGCCCGCAAGCUGCGGGCCCUUCCGGAGCUACCUGACCAUUGUCUGCCUGCUCUCCGUCCUAACCACCGCAAUGGCCGUGAAAGGGCUCCGAAACUCGGCCACGAUGGGCGCCAAGGUGGGCGCCAAGGGCCGGCGCAGCGGAGGAGAAACUUUCUGGCAGCGCCUGAGGCCUUUCCUUGGCAUGGUGCGGAAGCAUCGGAACUUCUGGCGCUAUGUCCUCCUGACUGCAGCGCUUGAGGCCGAGGUAGUCUUCUUCCGACAGUUUGAUGUCGUGCUGAUACGCGUGCUGUUGACUUCGUUGCCCUGGGCUUCAAAGCUACUGCUGGUUGUUUGCGAUCCUCUCUGUGGCACGCUGUCGUUUGCUUUGACGUGGGUGGCGGAGAGGCCCCACAUGGGCAUCUACGGCGUCAGUUUGGUGGCCCUGAAAGUUCGAAUGUGCGUUUGCGUGGUGGCAGCUUCCGUGCUUGGACUGUCCUGCAUAACCUCACAGGCAGAGAGUCAGAGUGGCGACGAUUUCAGGUCCAAUCUGCUUCUGUCUCUUCUUCUCGGCCUGCUGAUGGUAGCAUGCCGCGCUGCUACACGGCCUGCUACCUCCUUGGGUGGCAUUGUCUUCGCCUCGGUGAUACAGGAGCACAGCCUGGUUGCCGAAGAGGCUCGGGAGAAAGGCUCUGCGGACGUUCCCUUGAAGACCGCCAAAGAGAUUGCGCAGAGGGCUGCUGAUGCCCCAAAGAGCGCAGCAGCGGUCGACGAGGCUGGUAAGUACUGGAUGCUCCGAGCGGCCCUGGUGAAGCCGCUGAACUCUCUGGGACCCGUCACUGGAAGUGCAGUGCUGGCAGCCGGAGGCUACAUUGAGUCAGAUGGCAGCACCCAGCACCUCACAUCGAAGCUGUGGUGGACCUGUGCAACGUUGCCGGUGACCUACAACCCCCUGGACGUUUCGAGAGUGGAAGCCAAGGUCGCUGUCAGGGCCAUGCGGCACUCGGCGGAGCAGAGCCUCUGA